CUGCUUGGCAACGGCGUACCUUGGCGGCCAGCGUGGGAGACUAGAGCAGGGACUGAAGCGGCGGGCCGGGCGCCUUCCCGCGACGGGCGGGGCCCGCCGACCUCCCUGCGCCGGGAGGAGCUUUGGAACCCUAGCGGGUUGACAUCGGAGUCGGUCCGCAGAACCGUGACCCUCCGAGGGCUGGAAAACUGCAGUGUUGGCUUUUAUGCUAAACCAUUUAUAGCGAUGGACUUGCCAGAUGAGAGCCAGUGGGAUGAAACUACCUGUGACAUGGCUGUUUGUCAGCAUCCGCAAUGCUGGGCGACUGUCCGUCGAAUUGAGACGGGCCAUCCUCGAAUCCUGAACCCAGUCUCCAAAACUCCCGUGGAAGCUGAGGAUAAACUCCCAGCGCUCACCAUCAUAGACAUCUCAGAUUCCUGCCUCCAGGCCAAGGGACUUGCUGGUCAUCUUUUAUCAGAAUUUACCUUCACUAAAGCUCACUCUUUAUUGUGUCGGUAUUCAAAGUUUGGUUCCAGAUUUCAAGGCAGACCUCAGAAGAGUUUACCCAACAGAAGUUCCAUCAAGCAUACUAACAGCCCUCCCAAACUCUCAGUGCUGGAUUUGAAUGAAACACAGCUGCCCUCCUCUAAUGAUGUUAGAGAUACGAUUGUACUUUGGAUCCCAGAAGAAACAGAGAAGCAUGUGAGGCCCGCUGAGAAGAAGCCUAUUUUUUCCAGUCCACAUAGAAGGAGACUGGCACUGAACAAGUUUCCUCUGGAUCCAUCUGGAAAGCAGGAAACAGAAGCACUACUGAGAACUCCAGGGGUGAUGGUGCCCCCUCCCUCCCCGGUGCUCUUGUUCGAGCAGUCAGGUUCCCAGUCCACACCUCUCUAUGCCCAGCUGGACAUGUUACCUGAUGACCUGCUGCAGGAUCUUUUGGCAGGUGGAGGAAAAAUGCUGCCCUGGCCAGAGAUGAAGAUACAGUUGGCCAUGAUGAAAAAGAGCCUUCCCCUGGCAAAGACCCGGCCUGAGAGUGCACUUUCUUCUAAGAUGUUUCUGUCUGUACGCCGCCUCACCUUGCAAACACCAGCAUUGAGAUACCCUGGGCGUUUGAGGAAAGCACAGUAUAAGCCGAAGGCAGAAGCGACAUGUGCUGAUACUGCCAUAUCUCCAGGUCACAGGAAACAGCAGCAGCCGCAGCAACAGAAGAAGGCGAGAAGACCUACAAAGAAACAGGAAGCUAAAAAGAAAGCCAAGAGUGAUCCUGGGAGCCAGAACCCUUCGCGCACACGUUCGGUUCCCGACACUUGUGACCCUGUCUGUGAAGCCAGCGUGAAUACAGUAGGGAUGGCACAAGAAGGCGAGCCACAUUCUGGUCACGGGACUUCACCAGGGCAGGAGAGUGACAUGAAGCAGCAGCACGUGUGGAUAGAAGAAGCUGGCUUGGAGAAGGAUUCCACAGAGACACUGGACAUGGACUACUCUGAGGACUUCCUGGAUUUCUUUUCCAGUAUGGAAAGUAUUGAGUUACUCCAGACGGAAUCCGCUGAUGAGGACAUUAGUGCUCUAGUGAAGACUGUGCUAGAAGACCAGGAUGUCUGCCUAGAGGAGAACCUUCUUGAAAAUAUGGCUGGAACAAGCUGGAACCCUGAGCUCAAACUACUGAGGAUUCUUCAGGACACUGAUGACAAGGAAGAGGAGAACCAACCCCCUGGUGAUGAGUCUCUGGAGGCAUAGCCUGAAGGCAUCGCCAGGGCAGCCUUAUUCCCAACUGGGCCUCCUGAGGUCAACGGCCUUCUACACAAGGAUGGAAAGGAGACUGACGUCUGCUCUCCGGAUCCUUGACCAAGGCAUGGGCUUAGAGAUUCCUCUUUGUUCACAUCUUCUUGCUUAUGAAAUAAGUGAGGAAGAAAAAACCUUGCCUCUUUUAAACAGAUUAUUUCUCUUCCAUUGGGGUGAGAAUAAUUGUAAGUGAUUAAACAC
Molecule: messenger RNA, 1962 nt
Organism: Tupaia belangeri chinensis (Chinese tree shrew)
Lineage: Eukaryota; Metazoa; Chordata; Mammalia; Scandentia; Tupaiidae
Gene: CUNH9orf43
Product: chromosome unknown C9orf43 homolog
Exons: 15
Coding region: 226-1716 (496 amino acids)
Source: RefSeq, a predicted model, not a curated record